Messenger RNA from Cryphonectria parasitica EP155, 714 nucleotides. RefSeq lists its product as uncharacterized. The transcript is spliced from 2 exons. The coding region runs from base 1 to 714 and encodes 237 amino acids. The record is from RefSeq and is a predicted model, not a curated record. Lineage: Eukaryota; Fungi; Ascomycota; Sordariomycetes; Diaporthales; Cryphonectriaceae. Gene Ontology annotation, molecular function: acyltransferase activity, transferring groups other than amino-acyl groups.
AUGCCCCUCAAACUCCACCUCCGCCCAGCCACCCCCGCCGAUGUCCCCCGCAUGAUAGAAAUCUUCAUCGCCGCCUUCUCCCCCGGCCCCUGGAGCGCCCUCCUCUUCCCUCCCAACCAGCGCACCCGUCCCGGCCAGGCCGACGAGACCGAAUGGCGCGUGCGGGUGUUCCGCGCCCAGCUAGAGAAGCCGGGACACCAUCAUGUCCUGGCGGUCCAACAGCAAGGGGAGCAAGACAGCAAGCAAGAGGUCGUCGUGGGCUGGGCGAACUGGCUGGACACCGCGCGGGACACGACGGUGGGGAUGACGCCCGAGGAGAAGAGGGCGGAUCUGGAGAAGACCUGGGGGAGUGCCAGUCCGCCGGGCUUGGACAGGACGGCAUGGGAGGAGAUGGGGCGGCAGGGGGAGGUUGUGAAUGAGAUGGCGAGGGAGGCGCUGGGGGUGGAGAGGUUGAAGGAAUCACUUGAACUCCGCUACCUUAUGAUCGACCCAAUCCACCAACGCAAGGGAGCGGGGCGACUUCUCAUGCAGGAAUACCUCGACAGUGCGGCUACAGAGGAAAAAGACGUAUGGCUGCGCGCGACGGCCGACGGUAGGCCAUUAUAUCUCUCCCUCGGGUUCAAGGAGGUGGGGCAAGGGUUGGUCAUGGGGAACCUGCAUUUCGCUAUGGUGAAAAGGGCUGCUGGUGGUGGCGGUCGUGAUGGGGUCUCGUAG